This is a messenger RNA of Medioppia subpectinata, 679 nucleotides long. Lineage: Eukaryota; Metazoa; Arthropoda; Arachnida; Sarcoptiformes; Oppiidae. The record is from the annotation of a GenBank genome assembly.
AUGAAAAAAACAAUUGCACUGCAUCAAAUCAUUAAGAGACAAUCAAUACUUCCAACCCUAUUCUUAUUAAUGUGGGUCGCUUUGGGCGCCAAUUCAGCGGGAUUGCACUCGAUCUCAAAGCGUGCGCCCAUAUCUGGCACGUUUGCAUUCACAAACGUGGCUGUAUCGCCGAUUGUCAGUACGACCGUCACCUCUAACUCGGUGUAUGUUUGCAGCAGUAGUGCCAACAGUUUUCUCAAUAUUAUCUCAUUGGUGUCCAACAGCACCGGCACCGGUCAAGUCACCUGUAAUGGUGUGAUCGCCUCCACAGCUAACAUACCGAUUACAGCGUACGACCCGACCGGUGCCGCCACUACUAUCACUAUAGGAUCUCCCGUUUCCACCCUAUUCUAUAUUAACGGCGAUAGACUUUCGGAGAGGACGGGUAUAGUGAGUGGCGGUCCGUGCGAUGGGUCUGUAUUUGUGGGUCAAUCGAUAUAUUCAGCGGAUCAGCCAAACGGUUGCGCCGACACGAGUGGUAUGAUUAGUGCCACCUGUGGUUACAGCUUAUGGACACUGACGGGCGCCUGCACUACCACGUGUCAGAUCAAUCUGAUCGGUGCCAUCGGGUCAGCCGGCUAUACAAUGAGCACCGGUGUUACCAAUAAUGGAUUGGUUAAGUAGUGAAUGGAUAUACCAU